AUGCCCCAUAUCCCGCUCCUUCUUCUAUUCCUACAGUACCCCCUUAUCCAAGCCGGCGGCUACCUAGAACUCCGUCUGAAAUCCGCGUUCCCCCUCAACGCUACCGUUGAAAUCACCGAAGGCAUCUAUUUCCCCACCAACAAACGUGUCUACAGUAUGCCUCUGGUUCCCGACGAGACCCGAAUCCUGACGAAUGUCCCCGUGAGAUUCCGCCAUCCGGGUACGGUACUUGUGAAUAGUGGCCCCGUCGAGAAGUUUGGUUUGGAGUACGAAACGAUUCGAUCGGAGAGAUGGAAUACAAUUCAGAUGACGAUUGGACCUGAUGAGAUUCAUUUGCCGUUCACUGGAUUCCGGAUUGAUAUCAAGUGUGAUAGAAACUGGUACGGCGCCUACUGUGACCAAUUCUGUAACGCCGACGUCGCCAAGACCAUCAACCGUCGAUGCACCGAUAGCGGAACUCUCGGGUGUCCCGACCACUAUUACGGUCCAAAUUGUGACAAAUUGAUAAAUCACAACUGGCGGAAGUGUCAGUGUCAAAACGGCGGAUUCUGUGUGUCGAGUUUCUCACGGCACCCGGAUCCUACAUUCAAAGUGGUUAAGGAUCAGCUGAUUUGCGAGUGUCCACUGGGAUUCGAGGGCGGGAAGUGCGAAAAGGAGUCGUAUGAAUACGCGGAGCCGAUUACUGUAGAAAUGUUCGGCAGGGAUCACAAAUGGGACAAUUUGCAACAGUUUUAUAAUCGAAGCCUUGUGGAGAAUGAGUUGAGAGAUUUGGACAGAUUUUAA
Messenger RNA from Caenorhabditis remanei, 783 nucleotides. RefSeq lists its product as uncharacterized. Bases 1 to 783 code for a protein of 260 amino acids. Gene Ontology annotation, biological process: cell fate specification; cell communication; Notch signaling pathway. The transcript has 2 exons. NCBI's taxonomy places the organism in Eukaryota, Metazoa, Nematoda, Chromadorea, Rhabditida, Rhabditidae. The record is from RefSeq and is a predicted model, not a curated record. Gene Ontology annotation, cellular component: membrane. Gene Ontology annotation, molecular function: Notch binding.